AUUCGUUUUUUCGUUGGUUUUCUUCGUUGAUGAUCGAAGAGGUGGAAAGAAGUUUUACUCAUCGUGCGUAGAAAAGUUUUAUACAAUUUCACUUAUGAAUAUUGGAAUAAAGACAAAAUAAAAGUGCUUAAAUUUGAGGCUAGAAAGAUUGUGCGUGUGCGUGCCAAUAGGAAAGCAAAAUUGCAUAUUUCUACGGUGUGAAAAAAGUGAAGCAGCAGCAGUACCGAAAACGGUGAAGAAAAAUCCAAUUGGACUUGAAACCAGAUAGAAAAGCAAAGGACAAGUCGUCAUAUGCGAAGAGUUAAACAAAGAGCAAAGCAACAACGAAAAAUUAGGAAUUAAAGAGAAGCAGUGAAAGUGGAAUACACAAACAGGAAAAAAUUGACAGUUCGCUACGAAUGUUGCUAAAAAGUAACUACAUUCUUGUCCAGCUCCAAUUGUCCAUGGCAUAGGGUCACUGUUCUGGUAGAAACCUCAGAAACAAUAACGAAACUUUUGGCCACAAAGCAUUGUAAAACUUUGGUGGAAACAAAGAUCAGAAGAGCAUAAAAGCAACGGAAAGAAAGGUGCUUAGCCCAUCUUAACGCCUUUUCCACACUGCUACUGCUGUGGCUCGUCUUUCGUUAACGUGUCUUGAACUCUAGUAUUACAUAUUACCUGUGCCCUGUACGCCCCGGAAACAUCGGAAUACUCAUACCUGUCACACGCCACCUUCACUACCACAGCCAACAACAGUGCCACUUUCAACGUUAAAGUGAAGUUUGUGCCUACUGCUAAACUAGUUAAAAUCGUGACUUGUUCUUGUCGCAAAUAUUUCUAAGUGGCAAGAGCCUACGAGGAUAGAAGUGCUUCGUUCCUGCUGUAUUGCUUCUUAGAUUUAUCCACAAAUUUUGUUUUUUUCUAACUGAAACGCACCAACAGUGAAAACAGUAAAUAAGUGAAAAGUUGCUGUGAAGGUACGAUUAAAAUAUUGGAUAUGGCGCUCGAUAUGGGACUGCCCGUAAAUGGCACCAAUGCGCUGACAUCAUCCUUCACGUCGAAGAAAAAAGAUGCAUCCACUGCAGCCGAGGAGAAUUUAUGGUCUGCAAUUUUGAGUGAAGUACAAAAACAAGGCAGCACAAAACUUCCAUCAAAUAAAUCAGUACUAGUAUUAGGCGAUAAUGCCACCGGCAAAACGACGCUUAUUGCGAAAUUGCAAGGUGUCGAAGAUCCGAAAAAGGGUUCAGGUCUGGAGUAUGCGUAUAUCGAUGUGAAAGAUGAGUACAGAGAUGACACAACCCGAUUAGGUGUCUGGAUUCUUGAUGGCGAUCCAGGGCAUACAAAUCUGCUGCGUUAUGCUUUGAACGAAACGAACUUUGAACACACCCUCGUCAUACUUACAGUCUCAAUGACGGAGCCAUGGGCUUGGCUGGAUCAAUUGAAUCACUGGAUUAAAGUGCUCUCCGAUCACAUUGAGAGCAUGAAGUUGGAGCCACAAGAGAAACAAGAGGCACGACAGCGGCUAAUCACUACAUGGCAGAGUUAUUGUGAGGUGGGCGAUGAUUUGGAUCCCGGGUCGCCAGUAAAACGUACGAUGAGAAAUAAUUCGAUUGAUGACGAUGAUCUGCUGCCGCUCACCGAGGGCGCGUUGACAACGAAUCUCGGUCUGGAUAUCGUUGUAGUGGUCACAAAGACGGACUACAUGACAACGCUGGAAAAGGAGUACGAUUAUCGAGAUGAACAUUUUGAUUUCAUACAGCAGUGGAUACGACGCUUUUGCUUGCAGCAUGGCACAUCACUUUUUUACACAAGCGUUAAAGAAGACAAGAACUGUGAUCUCCUAUAUAAAUAUUUGACACAUCGAAUUUACGGCUUACCAUUCCGAACGCCUGCGUUAUUUGUCGAGAAGGAUGCGGUUUUAAUUCCUGCAGGUUGGGAUAGCUUGAAGAAAAUAAGUAUUUUAUACGAGAAUAUGCAAUCGUGUAAGGCAGAGGACUACUACGCAGACAUUAUCUCGCCACCACAAUCCAGAAAAACUGUUGCUAAUCGUGAAAUCGAAAUGCAAACCGAAGAUGAACAGGCCUUUCUGUCGCGACAGCAAGAGAUCCUCAAACAAGGCGGCCAGCCGCGUGGCGAUUCACCGCUGCGCCAUCAAGGCGGCACCAACAAGGGCAUGCAACAACGCACACCUGGCUCCGGUGGUCAGGGUUCACCCAUUAAGGUAAGCGUGAAGCCGACACCAGCUACACCGGGCAACGAAGGUGUGCUCGCCAACUUUUUCAAUUCGCUGUUGCACAAAAAAUCGGGUUCACCCGCUACGCCUGCCACCCCGCCCAAUGCACCGAAUGCGAGCAGUACACCACGUACGAAUGGCACCGAUGGUGCCAUUGAUAAGUUGGCGAUGCGCUCCGAUGCAGCUGCCGAACUUGAUCGCCUAACGAGAAGUGCGAAAAAAGAAAUGGAUUAUUCACAAAGCGAGUGUUAAGCAUAGCGAAGAUAGUGUUUUAAUGAAGAAAAGCAAGAAAACACAUAAGAACAAGUAUAACACCACAGUGCGCUUCUGAACAAUCGUUGGAAUGAGGAAUGAGCAACAAAAACAAGUUAGCAAGAUAAAUAUAAGUUAAAUAUGAAGUGAGUGAAACUUAUGUGAAUGUAAGCGGUAAUGACGAGUGUAAUGAAAAGAAAUCCCAAAGGGAGUAAAUUUAUACAUACUAAACCCUUACUAGCCUCUACGAGCGAAAUUAACGGAUUCAUUACGAGAACAAUUCACUCAAAUAACGAGAAACUCCCAUGUAGAUGGUUAAAAAGAUAUACAUAUUUGCAAUUUCAAAGCAAACAAAACAAAUGCAUAAUGCUAGCUACUAAGCAAAAGCAACAGAAGUGAAUGAAAAAAAAAAACAAAUUUACACUAUUAUCUUGCUCUAAGUUGAAUCAUGUGUGACGCCCACAUUAGUUAUUUUGUUGGUUCCCCAAGUUGCUUCAAUUUUAUAGUAAUUAUUUUAAAUAUUUUUUAAACGAUCUAAUAAAUGCAAUACCUUUGCAAUUGUUUAUUUAAGCGUUGAAAUUGCUUUAAACAAAAAAAUUGAAUUAUUUAUGUAUUAUUGAAGCAUGGUAAAAUAGCAAAGGGAAGAUAAAAUAAUUAAGCUUGUUUUAAGUUGGCACAGGUUCAAAUACAUUGUCGGACGUUGUUGGCCGAAGCGUAGGUAGGCAAAAAUUAUUUCUUUCAACGCUGCUCAAACAACAUACAUGAAAUAAUAGAAAGUGAGCACUUGGAGAGUUUUAGAGAAGGCGGCGUCUACAUAUGUUUUUAAAGCAGUUUUAAGCCGUUCUAAUGCGUUUGUGUUCCAAGUAAAUGAUUUUGCUUUAGCGUAAUUACGAAUAAGAGCUUGGCAAUAUUGGCGAAAUUGCCAUUCUUUAUUUUUAUAUGCUAAUUUUUAUUAUUUUUUGCUCAAAGCUAAAAAGUACACUGUAAUUUUAUAUAUUAAAUUUAAUUUAAAAACAUAAUAUUUUCAAUUCUAAACUGUGCAUAAAACAAAUUCAUAAAAAAAA
Molecule: messenger RNA, 3528 nt
Organism: Rhagoletis pomonella (apple maggot)
Lineage: Eukaryota; Metazoa; Arthropoda; Insecta; Diptera; Tephritidae
Gene: Dlic
Product: cytoplasmic dynein 1 light intermediate chain 1
Exons: 6
Coding region: 977-2464 (495 amino acids)
Biological process (GO): microtubule-based movement; microtubule cytoskeleton organization
Cellular component (GO): centrosome; cytoplasmic dynein complex
Molecular function (GO): dynein heavy chain binding
Source: RefSeq, a predicted model, not a curated record